CUUUCCCAAAUAAACAAAUUUUUUAAACGAAAGAAGAUGGCGAAGAAAACGGAAAGUGUAGAGAGAGAAAUAAAAGAGAGAUAGAGCUGGAUUCACAUGGCCUUGUUCUUCUUCUCAUCUCUCUCUCUCCAACAUUUGAUCAUUACCAACCAAACUAAUUGAAAUCCAUUUGUUUCUCUCAACCCCAUUCUUUCUUUCUCUCUCUCUCUCUCUCUCUCUCUCUCUUCUCUUCUCUGUGCGUCAUGGCUGACGAUAGGGAGAUGCCGGCUGCUGUAGUUGAUGGACAUGACCAAGUCACUGGCCACAUAAUCUCCACCACCAUCGGUGGUAAAAACGGAGAACCUAAACAGACAAUAAGUUACAUGGCGGAGCGAGUUGUCGGAACAGGCUCCUUCGGGAUAGUGUUCCAGGCGAAGUGUCUGGAGACUGGAGAAACCGUGGCGAUAAAAAAGGUUUUGCAAGACAGGAGGUACAAGAACCGGGAGCUUCAGCUGAUGCGUGUGAUGGACCAUCCUAAUGUUGUUUGUUUGAAGCAUUGCUUCUUCUCGACCACGAGUAAAGACGAGCUGUUCCUUAAUCUGGUUAUGGAGUAUGUCCCUGAGAGCUUGUACCGAGUUCUGAAACAUUACAGCACUGCUAACCAGAGGAUGCCGCUUGUUUAUGUUAAACUCUAUAUGUACCAGAUCUUCAGAGGACUUGCUUACAUUCACAAUGUUGCUGGAGUUUGUCACAGAGAUCUAAAGCCUCAGAAUCUUCUGGUAUGUGUUAAACUCUUGUGUGUUUUCUUCUCUUGUUUUCUUUUAUUUGCUAAUCUGUUUUUUUUUUUUGUACAGGUUGAUCCUCUUACUCAUCAAGUCAAGAUCUGUGAUUUUGGCAGUGCUAAACAGCUUGUUAAAGGUGAAGCUAACAUCUCUUACAUAUGCUCGCGGUUCUACCGUGCACCUGAACUCAUAUUUGGUGCCACUGAGUACACCACUUCCAUUGAUAUCUGGUCUGCUGGUUGUGUUCUCGCUGAGCUUCUUCUUGGUCAGCCACUCUUCCCUGGAGAAAAUGCUGUGGACCAGCUCGUUGAAAUAAUCAAAGUUCUUGGUACACCAACUCGAGAAGAGAUCCGUUGUAUGAAUCCACACUACACAGACUUCAGGUUCCCGCAGAUAAAGGCACAUCCUUGGCACAAGAUUUUCCACAAAAGGAUGCCUCCAGAAGCAAUUGAUUUUGCAUCAAGGCUGCUUCAGUACUCUCCAAGUCUUAGAUGCACAGCGCUUGAAGCUUGUGCACAUCCGUUCUUUGAUGAGCUGAGAGAACCAAAUGCUCGUUUACCAAACGGACGGCCAUUCCCACCUCUCUUCAACUUCAAACAAGAGGUAGCUGGAGCUUCACCUGAGCUGGUCAACAAGUUGAUUCCAGACCAUAUCAAGAGGCAGUUGGGUCUAAGUUUCUUGAAUCAGUCUGGAACUUAAAAACGAUCAACAGACGAAGAACUUUUUAUAUAUAAUUGUACCAUUACUCAGAGCCAGAAGAAGGUUAGUUGAAGGCAACGUGGAGGACACAGUUAGAAGUUUUGCCUCCUCAAAACUCGGUCAAAAAGACAAGCUUCUCUACAACCUGACUUCCCCCAAACCCGCAAGAAAAGCUAUUCAGUUGUAUCUUCUUCUUCUUCUUUGUCCUUUUUUAAAAAAGUUUGGUUAAAACAAAGAACAAAAUCUUCUCUUUUUGCUUUAUUCUUACUGCAUCUGUAAAUGAGUUUAGUCAGAGAUUUUUAUAUAGUAAAAGUUUGAGCAGAAGGUUAAAGAA
Molecule: messenger RNA, 1794 nt
Organism: Brassica rapa (field mustard)
Lineage: Eukaryota; Viridiplantae; Streptophyta; Magnoliopsida; Brassicales; Brassicaceae
Product: shaggy-related protein kinase eta
Biological process (GO): brassinosteroid mediated signaling pathway; cell differentiation; peptidyl-threonine phosphorylation
Cellular component (GO): cytoplasm; nucleus
Molecular function (GO): protein serine/threonine kinase activity; ATP binding
Source: RefSeq, a predicted model, not a curated record